Amoebophrya sp. A120 is the source of this 5580-nucleotide messenger RNA. The record is from the annotation of a GenBank genome assembly. Lineage: Eukaryota; Dinophyceae; Syndiniales; Amoebophryaceae.
GAUUCCGAGGUUGCACCUAUUGCAACCGACACCUCGAGCAAAGUCAAAAGGUACUUGUAUUGGUUUCAUGGAAGACUUCUACCACUUCACUCAUAAUUUCAUCCAGGUACAGUAUGUAGAGUCCACAACUGCUCCAUAAGUACUGAUGUUUUUUACGUAGUUCCCCCUCCCCACCCGAUGUUGACGAAAAGUCGUGUACAAUAUCCCCCCAUCAGAGCAGUUUUUUACGAAUGUUCUUCCCGGAAAAAUGAUCAUCUCUUGAGAUAAUAUCAAGACAACUUCUUCAUCUUCUUCCAACCGCCACGACUAAACAACGGGGAAGAAUCAGAAUAAGCUAUGGUCCCGGCGCCGGGUGUUUUACUGCACCACCAUGCGUCCCGGAAGACGCUGCCGGACCGCGACUACCACCGCACAAGCCGGCUGUGCGGGACCUACGGCACGCAGCUCUGCGGCAAUGUGCCCUCCAACAUGGCCCAGUUUAGCGAGUACGAGCGGCCGAAACAGUUUCCCUUCGACGUCGACAGCAGAACAAGCGCGUUAGUAAAAGCGAGCAACAGCAAAGCGACCAGCCGAAGCAAGAACACGGACGUGGGUAUGGAUUGCAAAUAUGUCUGGGUCUGGAAGAGUUGGAACUUGUCAUGCGAAUUCUGGAAUAGGCAAAAAUUUGUAUUGCAUAAGCACCAAAAGCUUCCCAUUUCUUGCUACGCAAAUAGGGAAUUUCUCAUGCGGGAUAGACAUCAGGAGGCCUGCGCAGAUCCUGUACUUAAUGCUUUUGCGUGCAUUAGAGACCAGUUGCGUGAUCCAGAAGAUGCAUGACAAACUCCUGCAAUCUUCCAGACCCAGACACUUUUGCAUUUGAUAGUGGGUUCCACAGCGGCAGGUCGCGCAGGCGAUUUCGAUAAUUAUUGUAUUACCGAUGUUGAAAACUUUAACCAAAACGACGAGAAACUGCCGGCUGGUUGUACGUCCCAGCACCCGUACCCCUUCCACACCAACCCGCUGACCGGAACCUCCGCCCAGCGAUUGCCCAUUUGGUACGGCCGGGCGACUACGCAUUGCCAAAAUGUCUGGGUCUGGAUGGUUGGAACUUGUAGUGCUAGCUUUCCAUACCUAGAAAAUCUGUAUUGCAUAACCAACAAAAGUCGCAACCUCUUUUGUACAUGCAAAGACGCAGUUUCUCAUGCGGAUUGCCUGUGAGAAAGCGUUCUGGAAAGUUGUCAUGCUGGGUUGCAUUCGGAACUGAUCGUCCACAUUUUAGCAUCACAAGUUUCCAGACCCAGACAUAUUUGCAUUUGAUAGCGACACAGCUCGCGCGGGACUGCGAAUCGCCGCCGCCGGACGAGCAGCGGGCGCGGUAUCAUUUGUAAAAACGUUCCCACCUCCCCAGAGUUGUCAUGCAGAUUUGCAAUGACAGGAACAUUUGUAAUGGGCAUCCCCAUUAAAGGAAUUUGUAGUCGUGUUUUGGCAUUUGUAAUGCUGUAACCAGGAUAAGCAGAUGGAUUUCUGAUGCGUUUGCCAUUGCUGACCUGCACUACACUAUGGACUGGAACUUAUGAUGCAUGAGUCCCAAAACUUCCAGGUUUGUGUUGCAAAAUCCCCAUCUUGACUCUGGUGUGGGGACGUUUUUACACAGGAUACGCGGGGCAUGUUGUUCGGCGGGCUGCAGGUCAGAAGUGGUCUCGCUAUGCAAGAAAACAACCGGGCUCGACGUCCUGAAGAAAGCGAGACUGAGAACACCGCGCGGCACGGCAGCGGGGGGAGCCCGCCGCGGUUGGGCGUGCCGUGGAGCAGAAGGGAGGUGGAAGAGUGGAACCAGAAGAGCGUGGCGGCGAAAAAACAAAUCCUGCACAACGCACAUAUGGAGUUCUCAAAUGUUACAUUCUGAACUGUUACAUGAAUUUGUAAUGCAAGAACGGCCAAAGUGAAAGGGGGAAGAUUGCUCCUAUUGCAUUACAAAUUCCGCACAGAUUUACAUGUUGUUUGGCCCUCCAGGGAUUUUCCAUGCGAGGUAGCUUUACCGUCUGGUGGCUCAUGGUGGUUUUGCAUGACAAAUCAUGUAACAGUUGAGAAUGUAACAUUUGAGAAUCCCAUAGCACACGCGGACCUGCUCUCCCCCUACGAAAUCAGGACCAACUCGGGAAGUCGAGCGGCUAGUUAUCAAAGAGAAAAAUCCCCCCUCCCCAUAUCGAACAGGCACGUUUCCGAAAAUUUGCGUUGCUGAUUUGAGGUCACAAAUCGCACCUGUCUUGCAAGAAGACAAGGGCAGAAGCUUCCGCCCCAUUAUGGAAGCGAUUUGUCAUGCUGUUGGGCCUAAAGGGAAGCCGUUUGCCAUGCUGAACAACUAGACCCAUACGCCCCUACCUAGCCUGGGGAUCUGGCCGCAGUGCCUCUCUGCAAUACAAACCUGAUUUGUGUACACAAAUCCAGCGUCGCAAAUUCCGUUUUGAUAUGGGGAGGGGGGAUUUUUCCUCUCAAUACUAGUCCCAGAGGGCAACUUGUUCCACAGGGCGGUAGUAGUUGUACUAAGAAUUAUGGUGAGACGACCACGACGGGUGCGACUUUAUCUUCUCUCAAUGCCGUUUCAUCUAGUAUAACUGGUGGUAGCAAUGGCCAGGUCGAAGAUGCAGAAACAAGCAGCAAAAUGAAUUCAGGAGAAGCUGCGGCAAAAAAGGAUGAUGGGAACUACACGAAGAUGAACACGAUUAAGAGCACCCAUGAUUCUGCUGCGGCCGGCAGAAAUAAUUUUCAUCAUAUCACACAGAAAAAAGCUGGCAGGGCAUUACUAUCUAUUAUAUUCAUGCGAAAAAAGAGGUCUACAGAGGGUUGAAGGGAGGUGGCCGAGAGGUCAAAAAGAGGUCAACAGAGGUCAAAAAGAGGUCGACAGAGGUGGAGAGGUGGCGCGGGAGGUCGUUCGGGAGGGUGGCCGAGAGGUGGCGCGGGUAUAGCCAGCCGAACCGUUCACCCUAAAGCCGCGCCUAUGGGGCCCGGAGGUGGCCGAGAGAGUCCCGAGAGGGUAGGCGAGAGGGGGACAGAGGUGCCGAGAGGUUGCGCGAAUAAGGGCGAACCUCUCGCGCACCCUCCUGGCCACCUCUCGGCCACCUCUGUAGACCUCUACUGGCGAGUAUAGCUGGACUAUUAGCAGCACCUCUCGGGAGAGGUGAAAAAGAGGGUCUGCGAGAGGGUCAAAAAAACCCGAAUCCCCCCGGCACGCGACCGGUGUUGUUUGGGCCUUUUCAUCGCGCAGGCCCACACCCUUUCGCGCUACCUUCUCGCGCUACCCUCUCGCGCCACCCUCUCGCGCGACCCUCUCGCGCUACCCUCUCGCGCCAACGAUUUCCGCCGGGAAGCAAAUAGGGCGGGGGCGUGUGGGUGAUCAAAAAAGGGCAGCGCGGCCCCCGUAUUGCUUCCUUCGGCGCCUAUGAAUGUCGAGUCAGCUUCUCUUCGCCCCCAAGCUUCGCUGCAGCUGCUCUCUGCGCAUAGCCCCUGCAGGCGCGGGAAGCGCGCAGGAGGCCCUGCGGGUUGACAUGGCGAAAACCGAGCCAGUAGCUCCCUCGGUCUGUAGUUGCGCUGUGUCCAAAGCUCCGGCGCUGCGGUCCAGCCCGCGCAUUGUCCUGCCCCGCCACAACAGCCUUGCGCUCCGGCGUUAGCCGGAGCAUGGCUGGUAUUUGUAAUGCAAAAAUAAAUACGCAAAAAAAUCUGUAUUGCAUACCCGAAACAGCAUGCUAUGGGGCCACCCAUGGGAGAUCUUUCUGUGUAUUUAUUUUUGCAUUACAAAUGUGACCUGCCAGCUUUUUUCUGUGGGAUACAUCAAUCCAGCUACGCACUGAAUUUCACCCGGUACCACGACCAGGAGCUGACAGCCAACCGCGAUUUGCCGAAGAAUCCAGACUAUCAACUGCAAAUGAGCCUGCGUCCGGAAACUGACUCACAACACUUCUUUCCAUGCACGUUUUGGAUGAAGACCCGUGAUGUCGGCAGUGCAUAGCUAAAACAUGAUCAGAGAUUUAUUUUGUGAGGGCUAGCUGAUGCCGAUACUGCAUGGGAAAUGCCCCCUCUGCGUGACAAAAACGCGACUUCUGUUGCUGCUCACUCAAUACAGAUUUUUGGAGAAUUAAACAAGGGCAGCAUCAUGAUCCAAAGGCAGCAUCAUGAUCAUGGAGAAUUAUCCAAAGUAACGAUGUAGAUGCAGGAGACGUAUUUGCAGUGCAUACCCACUUCUCGAUCCUCCGGUCACCGCGGUUCGUCGAAAAGGGCCAGUUCACGGGGCCGUAUCUACUGUUGAUUUGUUUUUUCAACACUACAGCAAUUAUGAACGAUGUUGCUGGAGGUACACCAGAAAUCGAAAACUAGCCCGGCGAAACAAUCAACAAAGCAGCGACCUCCUCUACGAGCCUGUGCUGGUCACUUCUUCCUUUCUCCAACAGCUACAAGAAUCAAUCUGCAACCAUGGGGGGUCGUUCGAGGAACAAAGAUUAAUGGAAAAACGCCUUCUCUCUUCUAUGCUUUUCAGUGCUGACAGAGGUUCUUCCACAAGUCUAAGUAUCUUCACCCCCGCACUUGCCGGGCGAUGCCAGCAAUAAUUCCACACACAAAAUAAUGGAACUUCUUUGCGUUUUGCAAUAAAGUAAACUUUAGCUUAUUGAACAGAAAACAAAUUCAAAUACAGAGGCGACGUUACGGAGCCGGGUUCUCUGAUGCACCAGAAACACAUGAAGAGCUCCCUCGUGCGCGACACAUUCUACGAGCGUGCCGCGUCCGCCCGGGCCUGGGAAGUUGCAGAGCUGUUUAUGACAUUGAAAAAUAUUUUCAUGUUCUUCCUCGUUCUUCUCGUUGAAUCGCGACAUCAUGUUUUUGUCAUGCAAUAAAUGCACAAGUACACACCAAGAUUUUUCACAACACGAGGACGAGGAAGGAGAUUUCAGCUUCAUAGUUGCGGUUAGCGGACUGGAUCCGUACGAGGACGAGCAGACCGUGAAAACGUACUAAAAGAAAUUUGUAAAAAUCAUGCUUUGUGUACUGAUGUACGUACUUAUGCUCUUUUGUGCAUGAGAGAUGAGCACUGUCAUGCGAAGGAUGAUUUGUAAAAGUACGUGUGAAGAUGAAGAUCUCACGCCCGCGCUUGAAAUUGAUUUCAGAUUCAGGCGCCUCAGUGCUUGACAAGAAAAAUUGAAAUCCAUUUAUUGACAGGAAAUGCCGGGGAUUCGGGUGCCACAUCGUGAAAGUGAUGCUGGAUUUGGAUCCUGUGUUUAGGAAAGAGAAAAUCAGUUCAUCUGGUGUGCUUACUUACAACGUGCCUGCAGCUGUGGUCUCCUGGUCAUGACAAAAAAAAUUGUGGAAAGGCGAUUGCGCUUUUUUUACGCGACGACAGAAAAGAACAAGAAGUGUUUAAGUAGUACAACAUCGUAAGUACGCCUUCGACACCAGCUGAUUUUAUUUCCCUUCAUACCAGCGAACAGGUGUAAAGGGCGGGCGAAGCUGAUUCUGCGCUACAACCCGGACGAGAACGAUUUAAACGGAUUGAUCGACAAAAUCCAGGCGCACAUUGGCUGGCACGUGCUCUUCCUCGGGGACGAAGCUUGA